Messenger RNA from Penicillium chermesinum, 498 nucleotides. RefSeq lists its product as uncharacterized. The transcript is spliced from 2 exons. The record is from RefSeq and is a predicted model, not a curated record. Bases 1 to 498 code for a protein of 165 amino acids. NCBI's taxonomy places the organism in Eukaryota, Fungi, Ascomycota, Eurotiomycetes, Eurotiales, Aspergillaceae.
AUGCCCGAUUCGUUCACAACCCCUGAUUUUCCACUUUAUUCUGACUUCUCUUCAUCGAUAAAUAUCGACGAUAUCCUCGACUCUGCUCUGUUUACCACCGAGAGCCAAUCACAGGGUCUCCAAAACGAACCUCAAAGCACACGAGGAACAUGUCCGGAUGACUUGGCUGAUCUCUUUCCCCGGGAUUCCCCUGCCUUGACGCAAGGCUGCUCUUCAAUAGAGCAAGGGCAGGCAUUUGACAUGAUGGGAUCAAUGGAGCAUUUCAACUUCACGGCCAAACGUGUCCUUGAGAACUCUGACGAUCUUUCGAAAAGGCUUCUCAUGAUAUCUGCUCAAGUGGAAGAUUUGCAGACGCGUGUUGCACAAACGGCUGCGUCUGUGGAUUCCCUCAACAAGAUCUUUAGAGAGGUUUUGAAGCGAGAGUAUGAGGCUAUGUCUAAGUUAGGCGAAAUCUCUAGCAGGCUGCCAGUGGUCUUUGAAAAUACGUCAUCUUCUUAG